AUGGCGAUACAUAGCGAUAUUAACAAUUUAUCUGGGAUAGCCACACAUUAUGUUCCAUCACAACGAUUGCCACUUUUGGAAAAUCGGCUAAGUGAGAUUGAAUGUGAUGACCAUGAAGUUAUAAACGCAGCAAUCGAAGAAUUUGUUGCUGAACAUAAUCAUGAUCAUUCUUAUGCUCUUGGUGGAAAUGUCAGAAAAUCGAUUGAUCGUGUUGAAGAUAUCUUAAAAGCUUUGGAGCAAGAAAACUCAAAUUGGUCUAGGGAAACAAUAAACACAAUUUUACAGAUGUCACCCACGAGUUUGAAAGUUACAUUGAAAGAAUUGCGUAAAGGAAAGAAUAUGGUCAUAACGGAUUGUUUUAAAAUGGAAUACAAACUUGCACAAAAAUUCUUGGAAAAGUCUGAUUUUGCGAGAGGUGUCAAGCACCUUCUUGUCGAUAAAAAAAAAACGCCUCCAAAAUGGGAUCCACCAUCUUUAGAGGAAGUUUUUGAUGUUGAUAUUGAUGAAUUCUAUUUUAAUCCCUCUGGCACACAAGAGCUUGAACUAUUGAACAUAC
This is a messenger RNA of Racocetra persica, 556 nucleotides long. Lineage: Eukaryota; Fungi; Glomeromycota; Glomeromycetes; Diversisporales; Gigasporaceae. The record is from the annotation of a GenBank genome assembly.